AUGUCAAGCAUCAAUAGCGAUGGUAAAUCUGGCAGCAGAAGACGCAGCCUAUUCAACCUCAGCCCGCUCACACCUCUCACCGGCAAUGGCAAGGAUCCCCCGAAGACACUGAAGAGACGGCGGCAGACAGCAUUGUUUGGCACAACAGAUUCUAGCGGAGAAAGCGCCGCCCUCGCAGAGCUCGAAGAGUCGCCAAUCUCACCCACAACCACAAGACCGCAACUCCCGCGCAUAGGGGGCAGCAUGGCAAGCAACUCCAAGUUCGGGUCAUGGAGAUCCAAGUUCUCGUCCGACGAGAUAUAUGAAGAGCCACAGAGCACCGUCUCAAGCAGGCCACCGUCAGUCAACUGGGGCGAAUUCGGCGAGGCGGGGUUGCGGUCUCGAAACGUCCUCAAACAUGGAGAGGUUCAAACAAGUGGUUCACUGUUCAGGAAAAAGAAAGAAUACCUCGUUCUCACCGAGACGCACCUCAUCCGCUUUAAGAGCCAGGCCAAAGCUUCCAAAACGUUCACCGUUAUUCUCCCGGUUCCCGGCCGAGCCAGCAACACGCGACACAACACGGCACCUUCAACAGGAUCCUCUCAUGAGUUCGGCUCAGCUCCUUCGGACAACUCUGGCGACCGAGAUGGUAGUACACCCUUGAGGCAGCUAGUGGCAGUGUACAAGGUCGAGGACGGGCGGCCAUAUUUCGCGGUCGAGAUUGCGUACCUAGACGACGAAUCGAACCAUGCUUCGUCGCUCAAUCUCCAACUGGGCGAUCCUGACGAAAGGGAUGUUUGGCUCGCAGCCAUUCGUACCGCCGCCAACAAUGUUCGCCUGGUCGAUGUCAAUCCAAUCUCGGAGUACAACAGCACGCUAGCCGCUAGGGUGGUUGACCGUGAGAAGGAUUACGUGCCGGAGAACUACAUGAUCUACAAGGUAAUUCAACGGGCCUCUAAACAGCACAAUCGCUCGUCCUCCGAUGACUUGGCCAAGAUAGCAUCCUCGGUCUGCUUCCUCGCUAUCGGAGUAAACAAGGUGCAUCUCAUUCCUUUAUUCAGAUCUGCUAGAACCGGCUCCACCCCGUCACUCGGAACGUACAACAUGCAGGCGUCUUACGGUAUCAUGACGCUCACUGAAUUGCGGCUCAGCGAUAACGACGAUACGUUUGAGUUGACCUUCAGAAUGCCUCGUAAGCCCGCAAAGGUCCUUCAUCUGGCAUCCCUCGCCAGCAAAGAUAUCGCUUUGCGGCUACGGCAGAUUGACGAGCGUUUACGGCGCGAGUGGGAGUCUCGGCCGUACCACUUUCUCGUUCCAGACGAUGUCAAACGGGAGAUUCUCCGGAACUCUGACUCACAGCCUAUUGAUCUCGAUUCAUUCGACGACUUGCUCUCAGCGUACUGUGUUGCAUACGACUGCGAUCCGAGGAAUAUUCGUUACCAGAUCGUGCCUGUAGCAGAAGACUCUCCGUGCUUUCAGCUGCAAGGGCCCGUAGACCCUCGUCAGCAGGCAUACACAGCCCAUGAGUUGCUAGCCAUCAUGCGAGCUCUCCGAUACAACGAGUCUUUUGGUACACUGUCUUUCGCAAAUAGCUCGCUGGAUGCGCUCAACGGCGUACUUGACCAUUUCGGUGCGGAGCACGUUUGCACGAAGACGAAAAGGGGGACGCCCGUCGGUUUCAGCCUCCAAGAUCUGUCCGAGUCGUCGUUACUUGUUCAAGAACUACGCGCGCUAGCUUUAGGCAGCAGAAAACUCAGGCGUAUGAACUUCACCUCCAGUAUCAAGCGAGAACCCCAAGACUAUGUGGACGGUGUAAAGACUCAAGACAUCGGCUGCGGUAUCGCACAGGCCCUCUUUCCGCUUUGCAAGCGGCAGAAAACGAACAUUGACUGGAUAGUGCUCAACAACAUCCAACUCGGAGAGGCGGACCUUGAUUAUCUUGUCGGAGCGGCGGUCGAAAGAUCUUGCCACUUUCGCGCAAUAGAGCUGAGCAACUGUGGGCUCAAUGACCGAAACCUCUCACUCUUCCUCGACGCUUUGCGCGCCCACGAGGGUACUCUGGAGUGCAUUGACGUUUCCAAAAACCCAGCGCGACUGAGCCCGUCGCAGUUUGACUUUCAACUAAGCCAUUUUGGGUCUCUGUGCAAGCUGAAUCUCUCCAACAUCUCUCGUACCUCCGGUCCUGAACCGCUAGUUGCUGCGGAGACACUGCUUAAGUGGAGAUUACGGGAGUUUUACCUGAAUGGAACCGCGAUCAACGAGGGAACUCUCGAUGCGAUCUGUCGAUAUCUCAGUGACUGCAAGUCUGGUAGCUUGCGCGAACUAGGUCUUCGUCAUACAUAUAUCGACGGCGCAGCCAUCGCCCGUGUAAUGCGCGCGCUCAGACACAAGGACGGCACGCCACGUAACCUCCACCUCGAUAUCAGCCAAAAUCGAAUCGAGCAACAUCUCGACGCCCUGACUGCUGCUAUUGCGGAUGAUUGUGCACCACAGGCGCUUACGAUGCAGACAGUGGAAUACGAAGAUGAAGCCUGCUUUCGCCAGCUCGUUAAAGCCUUGACUGUUAACACCACCAUUUCUUACUUGGACAUGUCCAAAGCAUCACUCCCAUGUGAGCUUACUGAUGAGACAUCCGCUGCGCUUGAGGAGAUGUUCAAGAAGAACAAGACCAUAAGAAGACUGGAUAUCUCAGGAGAGGACUCUAGACUUGAGGAGUCCAAACUUGGUGUGGGAAUCAGUCAAGCUUUGCGCGGCCUUGAAGAGAAUGAAUCCCUUACCACCCUGAUCAUCCAGCACCAAAAGCUGGGCCUACAAGGCGCCAGCGUCCUCGCCGACGUCCUGCGCGCCAACCUCACGCUCCAAGAAGUAUACUGCGACUACAACGCAAUCCCCCUCUCCGGCUUCACCAACCUCGUCGCCUCCCUCCAUCGAAACAUCACCCUCCAACACCUCCCCAACAUGUCCGAAAGCCGCACCGAAGCGCUCAGAAAGACCGAGCAAGAAGUACGCGCCAUGCGAGACGACCGCGUCGGCAGCCCACAGCCCAAAUCCGUGCGGACCAAGUUCCUCGGCAAGCAUCCCAAAGAGCGACCCUCUUCCCAAUUGUCCGACCAAGACAUCAACGCAGCGCUGCGCCUCGUAGACGAGAGCUGGGAGCGCCAGACCUACCUCCUAGAACAAUACCUCACACGCAACCAGCGCAUCGCCAACGGGCUGGACGUGGAUGUCGACAUCGACCAGGAGGAGUUCGAGAAGCCGCAAUCGGACGGGCCGACACGCCUCAGCCAGAUCAUGGAGCAGGUCAAGCUAGACAGCACGCCGACGGCGGAGAAGGAGCUGAGUUUCACGGAGGAGAGAGGGGGGAGAAGUGGGAGUACGAGCUUGGAGGGCCCGCAAAGGUUGGUCGUGCUGGAGGAGGAUAGGAGACCGCCUACUGCGGAACGCAGGCCAGAGACGGCGGAGAAGAGGAGUAGCAGCGCGCAGGCGCUUGCGAGGCAGAUGGAUCAGAUUUUUGGGGGACCGCAGCAGCGAUAA
Messenger RNA from Coniosporium apollinis CBS 100218, 3513 nucleotides. RefSeq lists its product as uncharacterized. Lineage: Eukaryota; Fungi; Ascomycota; Dothideomycetes. The transcript is spliced from 5 exons. The record is from RefSeq and is a predicted model, not a curated record. Bases 1 to 3513 code for a protein of 1170 amino acids.